CCCGAGUUUCACAAUCCCCGAGUUCGAUGGAUAUGGGUUGUUUUGAAGGCUUCCAAGCACGCGACGGUCUUUGUUUCUUUUUCCUGUGACACCCUUCGAACACCGAGAUCCUCGCAAUGGCCGAAGCCGAAGUUUUGAACAAUGUCCGCAGACGGCGGCGGGUCGUUAAAAGCUGCGAGCAAUGUAGGAAAAGGAAACUCAGGUGUGAUAGAGAGCUUCCGUGUAGGCCUUGCAAGGCAUCUAGACAGGCCCUGAAAUGCACAUACGAUGCUAGCGUCAGCAGGACUUCUACAUCUCCUACAGCGCAAGUAAUAGGUGCUAGAGGUGCGAGACCACAACCAGACCAUGUAACGGCUAGUGUAGAGCAAGAUCCAGUGGUUCACUCGUUGAGCCUUGCAACCGGGAAGGCUUGGCCUUCCACCACUUCGAGCCCCCAUCCGACACCUCAUCCGCAUUUACGUACAGAGACCGACAAGACGAGGAUGUUUGGUCAAAGUCAUUGGAUGCAUGCCUUCGAUCAGGCCCAAUUGCUGGCGAGUAUUCAAACGCACUCUGCGUAUGCCACAUCGUUGCAGGGUGAAAUCAUAACUCUCGUGAAAGAUGCAUCCAAGACUCGAAUCAAGAUCAAGAAUAAACGAUCGGCUAAUGUGGUCGAUCCUGUUCCGGAUCUGCUUAAUACGCUCCCGACGAAAGACUUAUGCGACCAACUUGUUGAAAACUACUUGAGAUUAUUCGAACCUAUGUUCCGGAUCUUACAUGUUCCUUCUUUCAGAACAGAUUACCAACAAUUCUGGGAGAACCAACAACUGGGCACCAAACCUUUCUUACUCAAGCUGCUAAUGAUUCUUACUAUUGGGUCCAUCUUCCAUCCAGAUCGAGCGGAAUCGGAUAGUGUUCGAACCCCGGCUCAUGCCUGGGUCCAGGCUGUCCAAUGGUGGUUGACUGGGCCUACUGAAAAAGCGGCAAUGUGUAUGGACGGCGUGCAGGUCUUCUGCCUUAUGGUCCUCGCGCGACAUUCCAACUCGUUGGGAGGUUCCACUCCCAUCAGUACCGAUUCGUUGCUGAAGUUGGCUUUCUCCAUCGGACUGCACGUGGAUCCAGCUACCUUCCCAUCUUUAGGCCCAUUCCAACGUGAGAUGCGACGACGACUCUGGGCAACUGUACUUGAGAUUAUGGUGAUGUCAUCACUUGACUCGAGCUUACCUCUGUUGAUCUCGAUGGACGACUUUACGAGUAGCAUGGCGUCUAACAUCAACGACACUGACAUAGCACCCAAAAUGGACACAUUGCCGGAGUUGAGGACUGAGACCGAGUUCACCGAUAUGUCUGUUUCGUUGGUCCUGCAGAAGUCCCUGCAAUGUCGAUUGCUUGUCGUGCGGAAGCUCAACAACAUACAUCCCCCAAUUUCUUAUGACGACACGGUCAAACUUGGGAAUGAGCUUAGCCAACAUUGUCGCGAUGUAUCGCGAAGCUUCCAGAGCGUUUUCUCGUCGGACUCGAGAGCAUCGAACUUCCAUCGCAAAUUUGUGGAUUCCUACAUUCGACGGUUCUUACUGUUAAUAUCUCGACUCUAUCUACUCCAAGCGCACAGAGAUCCACGGUAUUUAUUUGCACGAAAAACAUGCCUGGAAUGCUGCCAGAUCAUUUCAUCACACGUGUAUAGCCUUCAAUUACCUUCACCUGUCACGGACGAAUUCUUGCUCUUAGCAAUGAGAGGAAGUGGGCUCUUCAAAGGUCCUCUGGGCCAGGACAUCAUUAUAUCCUUAAGCUUGGAAAUCUCAACUCAAUUGGAAGAAGAGUGCGACUCACCUGAAAAUCCACUCAAUAAAUCUGACCCUCUUAUCCAGCUCUCUCGGGCGGCUAGACGACCACUCGUUGACACCCUUAGACAUAUCCAUGGGCAGUUGCGCCACAUCAUUGCCCUGGGCCGACCAAGCUGCAAACGCUACAUCAAGCUGUCGGCAAUCUUGGCCCACAUCGACGCUGUCGAGUCAGGUGUUGAGGAUCCCAGACCCAAAAUCAUGGACGCAAUGAUCGAAAGCAUAAGAGUGUGCAUGGAGCUCAUGAUUCAGACGUUAGACCGAGAAACGACGAGUGGCGUCGGCACUCCUUGGACCGAAGACACGAACAAUGGCUGGGCUGAUUCUUGGGGCUUAUUAGGCUUUGAUACUGACUUCAUAGAUCCCACCCUGGCUUUGAACUUGCCAGUCAUGAUGGGUACGAAUUACGCCAACGAUGGUGCAAAUGGCCUACCUUGAGGCAAAUCAUAAAUUUGACAUACGGGUACUCAAGCAUGAAGCGAUAACGACUCCGGCAUAGUGAGAUUUAACUGCAGUCUUCAUAAAGCCACACCACCGGAGAAUUCCUUGUACCUUUGGAUAUAUUCUAAACCCCGUUCAAGCCGUGCCAAACUUGUCACCACGUCGCUAUCGACUA
Messenger RNA from Truncatella angustata, 2436 nucleotides. RefSeq lists its product as uncharacterized. Bases 117 to 2258 code for a protein of 713 amino acids. NCBI's taxonomy places the organism in Eukaryota, Fungi, Ascomycota, Sordariomycetes, Amphisphaeriales, Sporocadaceae. Gene Ontology annotation, cellular component: nucleus. The transcript has 4 exons. Gene Ontology annotation, biological process: DNA-templated transcription; regulation of transcription by RNA polymerase II. The record is from RefSeq and is a predicted model, not a curated record. Gene Ontology annotation, molecular function: RNA polymerase II cis-regulatory region sequence-specific DNA binding; DNA-binding transcription activator activity, RNA polymerase II-specific; zinc ion binding.